AUCUAAAUCUAGGAGCAUCAUAGAUUCAUAGUCUACAGAAAGAAGUUGCAGAGUUGAGUAAUUUCCAAGAUAUGAAGUACGAACCUCUGUUACUUCCAACAACUUCCAGUGUACAGGAAGAAGAAGAAGAAGGAAACCUGGUCAAACAAACAUGGGCAGAGUCGAAGAAGAUCUGGCACGUAGCCGGACCCACCAUUUUCAGCCGCCUCGCCAUGUUUUCUCUCACCGUCAUCACCCAAUCAUUCGCCGGCCACCUCGGUGAUCGCGACCUCGCAGCAAUCACCCUCGUCACCACUCUUCUCAUAGGCAUCACUUUCGGCUUCUUGCUUGGGAUGGCAAGUGCACUCGAGACUUUGUGUGGCCAGGCUUAUGGAGCAAAACAGUAUCAUAUGUUGGGCGUUUACUUGCAGCGUUCAUGGAUUGUGCUGUCUUUGGGCGCUAUUGUUAUGUUGCCACUUUUUAUAUUUGCGUCACCUAUAGUGAAGUUGUUAGGUCAGCCGGAUGACGUGGCUGAACUGACUGGGAAGGUCGCGAUAUGGCUAAUUCCAAUGCACUUGAGCUUUCCGCUCCAGUUUUCUUUCAUGAGGUUCUUGCAGUGCCAGCUAAAGACUUGGGUGAUUGCUUGGAUUUGUGGCGGGGUGCUUGUUCUACAUGUGGUUUUGAGCUGGGUUUUCAUUUAUAUAUUGGAGGUUGGAAUUGUUGGAACUGCUCUUAUUCUUGAUGUAUCUUGGUGGACUUCUGUUCUGGGACUCGUUGCUUAUAGUCUCUUUGGUGGAUGCCCUCAUUCUUGGACUGGUUUCUCCAAACAAGGCUUCCUCGGACUUUGGGAGUUCUUUAAGCUUUCUCUGGCUUCCGGAAUUAUGCUCUCGUUGGAAAAUUUCUACUUCAGAAUUUUAAUCAUAGUCUCAGGCUAUAUAAAGAAUGCUGAGGUUGCCAUUGAUGCUCUCUCCGUCUGUGUUACUAUCAUUGGUUGGGAAUCCAUGAUCCCGUUAGGACUUUUUGCUGCAACAGGGGUACGCGUAGCAAAUGAACUUGGAGCUGGCAAUGGAAAAGGAGCAAAGCUUGCAACCAAAGUGUCAUUGUUGAACUCCAUAGCUAUCGGGAUUUUGUUUUGGUUGAUUAUUAUUGUGUUCCCUGACAAGCUUGCUAUGAUCUUCACAUCUAACACCUCCGUCAUUCAAAUGGUUCGGGAACUUGCAUUUCUGUUAGGAACGACCAUUCUCAUCAACUGCAUUCAACCAAUUCUUUCAGGAGUAGCUGUUGGAUCUGGUUGGCAAGCGCUGGUGGCAUAUGUAAACAUAGGAAGUUAUUAUCUCGUUGGAAUCCCUUUCGCGUUAACCCUCGGAUGGUUCUUCCAUUUCGGAUUAAAGGGCAUCUGGAUUGGAAUGAUAUGUGGAACUGUGGUUCAAACCUUGAUUUUAACAAUCCUCACAUUGAAACAAGGGUGGGAGAGAGGUAAAACACUAUAGUGGUAAUUUUAUUUUUAAUUAAAAAAAAUGGACAGAACAAAUCCAUCAACUUUCAUAGUGUUGGGUACUUUUGGUUCUCUACUGUUUCAUUUGUAUAGAAACAUCAAGUAGUGCUAAUUCAGAAAAAUCAAGUAGCUUCAAAACAUCAUUACUGUUUUGUACAAUAAUCCACCAUAUUGGACCAAUGUAUUGUUUAUUUAUAUGAU
Ipomoea nil (Japanese morning glory) is the source of this 1675-nucleotide messenger RNA. RefSeq names its product protein DETOXIFICATION 27-like. The coding region runs from base 72 to 1469 and encodes 465 amino acids. Gene Ontology annotation, cellular component: membrane. The transcript is spliced from 7 exons. Gene Ontology annotation, molecular function: antiporter activity; xenobiotic transmembrane transporter activity. The record is from RefSeq and is a predicted model, not a curated record. Gene Ontology annotation, biological process: xenobiotic detoxification by transmembrane export across the plasma membrane. NCBI's taxonomy places the organism in Eukaryota, Viridiplantae, Streptophyta, Magnoliopsida, Solanales, Convolvulaceae.